AUGGCGACCAUGACGAGCUUGAUCGGUCUCAUCAACAAGAUCCAACGCGCCUGCACGGUGCUCGGCGACCACGGCGGCGAGGGAAUGUCCCUGUGGGAGGCGCUUCCCACCGUCGCGGUGGUUGGAGAGUUCAGGGAAAUCGUCAGUGUUGGAAAGUGUCGUGGGAAGGGAUUUUCUGCCACGUGGAUCUGGCCACUAGUGCUGCAACUUCACAAGACAGAAGAUGGGCAACAGGAAUAUGCUGAGUUUCUUCAUGCACCAAGAAGGAGAUUCACUGACUUUGCUUCUGUGAGACAAGAAAUUUCAGAUGAAACAGAUCGUAUAACUGGGAAGACAAAGGCAAUUUCAAACGUUCCAAUUCAACUAAGCGUAUAUUCUCCGAAUGUUGUAAACUUAACCCUCAUCGACCUUCCUGGGUUGACAAAGGUUGCUGUAGAGGGUCAAUCAGACACCAUUGUUCAAGAUAUUGAGAACAUGGUCCGUUCUUAUAUUGAGAAGCCCAAUUGUAUUAUACUGGCCAUCUCUCCCGCAAACCAAGAUAUUGCAACUUCAGAUGCAAUAAAAAUUGCAAGAGAAGUUGAUCCUUCAGGUGAAAGGACAUUUGGGGUGUUGACAAAACUUGAUCUUAUGGAUAAAGGAACUAAUGCGGUUGAGGUUCUCGAAGGAAGGCAAUACAGGCUGCAGCAUCCUUGGGUUGGAAUUGUCAAUCGUUCACAAGCUGAUAUUAAUAAAAAUGUUGACAUGAUUGUUGCUCGCAAGAAGGAGCGUGAAUAUUUCGAGACUAGCCCCGAAUAUGGACAUUUGGCACAUAAAAUGGGUGCAGAAUAUCUAGCCAGACUUCUAUCCCAACAUUUGGAGCAUGUUAUUAGGCAGAAGAUACCCAGUAUCAUUGCCUUGAUAAAUAAAGCCAUUGACGAGCUUAAUGCAGAGUUGGACCGAAUUGGCAGGCCAAUAGCUGUGGAUUCAGGGGCCAAGUUAUACACUAUUUUACAGAUGUGUCGGGCAUUUGACAAAGUAUUUAAAGAACACCUGGAUGGAGGCCGUCCUGGUGGGGACCGUAUAUAUGGUGUUUUUGACCACCAAUUACCAGCGGCUUUAAAAAAGCUCCCAUUUAAUCGUCAUCUUUCCGUAAAGAAUGUCGAACGAAUAGUUACAGAAGCGGAUGGUUAUCAGCCACAUCUAAUUGCUCCAGAACAAGGCUACAGAAGACUUAUUGAGGGAUCUAUCGGCUAUUUCAAAGGCCCAGCUGAAGCCUCAGUGGAUGCUGUAACCUUCUUGACUUUAUUCCUUGAUAGUUUUCAUAUGUUCCACCCUAUCAACCCAAACCCAGGUGACCCACCAAUUUCCAAGCUGGUCCACCUAAUUCUGAAGGAACUUGUACGGAAGUCAAUCGCUGCAACUGAGGAAUUGAAGAGGUUUCCAACCCUUCAAGCUGAUAUAGCUGCUGCUGCAAAUGAUGCUUUGGAACGAUUCCGAGAAGAAAGUAGGAGGACUGUGACCCGGUUGGUGGAUAUGGAGUCUGGCUAUCUAACGGUAGAAUUUUUUCGGAAGAUGCAUCUUGAACCAGAAAAAAAUUCAGAUCCAAAGAACCCAAAUCGGAGUACUUCUAAUACCAAUGUGGAUUACACAGAUAAUCACCUCAGUAAAAUUGGGUCAAAUGUUAAUGGUUAUAUCAACAUGGUUUGUGAGACGCUCAAACAUUCUAUACCAAAAGCCGUGGUUCAUUGUCAAGUUAGAGAGGCAAAGAGAUCAUUACUAAACCAGUUUUAUGUUCAAGUUGGGAAAAGGGAGAAGGAUCAAUUGGGGGCGUUGUUGGAUGAAGACCCUGCACUUAUGGAAAAGAGAACACAACUAGCUAAAAGGCUUGAAUUGUACAAGCAAGCUAUGGAUGAUAUUAACUCUGUGGCUUGGAAAGAAUGA
This is a messenger RNA of Sphenostylis stenocarpa, 1920 nucleotides long. NCBI's taxonomy places the organism in Eukaryota, Viridiplantae, Streptophyta, Magnoliopsida, Fabales, Fabaceae. The record is from the annotation of a GenBank genome assembly.